This is a messenger RNA of Orcinus orca (killer whale), 3293 nucleotides long. Its product is annotated as ADP-ribosylation factor-like protein 2-binding protein. The record is from RefSeq and is a predicted model, not a curated record. The transcript has a single exon. The coding region runs from base 2216 to 2689 and encodes 157 amino acids. Gene Ontology annotation, cellular component: mitochondrial intermembrane space. Lineage: Eukaryota; Metazoa; Chordata; Mammalia; Artiodactyla; Delphinidae. Gene Ontology annotation, biological process: maintenance of protein location in nucleus; positive regulation of tyrosine phosphorylation of STAT protein.
UUUGUUGUUGUUGAGUUGUAUGAGUUGUUUGUAUAUUUUGGAGAUUAAUCCCUUGUUGAUUGCAUUAUUUUGCAAAUAUUUUCUUCCAUUUAAUCCAUUUCUUAACCCUUGGCUCUGUUGUGGUGGUGGAUUGGAGGAACAAACUUAUUUUUGCACUUAUUAAUGAUAUGUAAUUUGACUAGAUUCACUUGUCCUGGUCAGCUUCCUCAUCCACCAGUCUACACUUGCCAGGUCCUACCUGCUUUACCAGGAAAAUCUUGAGGGUGGGAAGGUAAAAACUGCUCCUUUUCCAUUAAGCCUGUUAGGACAAGCCUUGCUUUUUUAGAUUCUCCUAGGCAAUUAGUGACUGCUGUCAGUUAUGCAUCCUGAGCACACUGUUCCUGUCUCUGGAAAACCUUUCCUACUUACUCAUCUUUACAUCCUUAGUAACUGAUACAGUGCCUGGCAAGUAGUAAGCACUCAGUGGAUAUUUGUUAAAUGGAUGAAUUAAUAUGGUCUCAUGUAGAACGCUCAACUCUACAUGAAUUUAGUUCAUGUUUGUAUAAUAUUUAACUUAAGCUUGAGUAGUAGAAUAAAAUUUGGUCAGAAAACUUCUAAGUUAAGCAAGAAACUUAGCAAUCAUAUAUGUGUGACUGAGGGCUGUAGUGGGACUUGGUCAUUAUAAGACAAAAUGGACCCUUAUCUGAAAAAGGUUAAUUUUGUUAAUUUCCUGUGUAAGAACACAGUUAAAGAGAAAGAAUGGGUACCUGGCCAAGCAGCAGCUGGUGCAUCUGUUGAUGAAGACGUGUGUAAUUUGGGUUGGUUGUAGUAGCGCAGGCCAAAUGGGAAAAGCAAAUCACUCUUCCUUUUCCCAUUUUUAAUAGCAAAUUAAUUUCUGAGUGUGAAAACAUUUCUGCAGCUGCCACUAAAAUUGGCAAAUAUUUUUCUAAAUAAAUAAUACAUUUCAGAAACAAAUUUUAACAGGCAACAUAUUUCUGGCUGUUGUAUUUGCUCACAAACGUUUCAAAUUUGGAAAUAUUUAUUUUAAAUAUCUUGGAGAUACCAGUGUUUGGAAUUUUGAAGACAACAAAUCUUUCAUCAGUGGGGAAAUGCUACCCAACAGAAAUGUGUAAAAACGCAUGUACAGUUAUGUUACUUGAAACACUUGACAAAAAUACUGUUACAAUCGCAGUGAGAUCCUGCACAUAUUUUCCCAAACGUUUCAGUCAUUUCAGAAUUUUGCCAGUGACUAUGCAACCAUUUUGGCCACAGCUCAGUAGGACUAGUUCAGCUUUGUAAAUUUAAUAGAAUUCCCCCAACUUCUCCAUCCCUUCUUUCCUCCAGAAUAGUUUGGGACCACAACUCCUCUGAAGCCUUAAAAAUCCAAGAGAAAAAAUCAUUAUAAAUAGAAAUAGGCAUUUUACCUUAAAAUACGUCUAGGAAGACAUUUGAGGGCAAUUCAGUUUUUUUGUGGCCAAGGAUUCUGGCCAUUUGGGGAGAAAAAAAAUCUUGUCAAAAGUGGAAGGAGGGGCUUCCCUGGUGGCGCAGUGGUUGAGAAUCCGCCUGCCAGUGCAGGGGACAUGGGUUUGAUCCCUGGUCUGGGAAGAUCCCACAUGCCGCGGAGCAACUAAGCCCGUGAGCCACAACUACUGAGCCUGCGUGCCGCAACUACUGAAGCCCGGGCGCCUAGAGCCCAUGCUCCGCAAUGAGAAGCCACUGCAGUCAGAAGCCCGCGCACUGCAACGAAGAGUAGCUCCUACUCGCCGCAACUAGAGAAAGCCCGUGCACAGCAGCGAAGACCCAACACAGCCAAAAAUAAAAUAAUAAAAUAAAUAAAUUUAUUUGAAAAAAAAAGUGGAAGGAAGGGGAACAGUUCAAAUGGAGAUAUCAAAGAGGAAAUUGUAACUUUUAAAAAAUACCCCGUGACUCGGGAACACCUGAAUUUCAAAAUUAUUUUUAUUUUUAUUUGUGUGUGUAUUAAAAAGCAUCCGUGUCGGAGGCGUGGCAGGGCUUGGAGGCCCGGCCGUGCGUGGCAGCAGCCAGGGAGCCUGAGGCCGGGGCGUCGUGCGCAGGCGCUACCCAGCUGGGCUGUGAGGCGCCUGAGGCCUCGGCUGCGAGGCCUUCCCGAUGAAAGUUGGGGCUCUGCGGAGCAGAGCGGAGGCUGCGCCCGGCCCUUGGGCCGGGUAGAAGGCCGACGGGCCCACUCCCCUGUGCGCUGUGGAAGCGGCGGCGGGCGAUGGACGCCCUAGAGGAAGAGAGCUUCGCGCGGUCCAUCUCUUCCGCCUCUGAUGCAGAAUUUGAUGCUGUGGUUGGAUAUUUAGAGGACAUUAUCAUGGAUGAUGAGUUCCAGUUAUUACAGAGGAAUUUCAUGGACAAGUACUACCAGGAGUUUGAAGACACAGAAGAGAAUAAGCUCACCUACACACCUAUUUUUAAUGAAUAUAUUUCUUUGGUUGAAAAGUAUAUAGAACAGCUGUUGGAGCGGAUUCCUGGAUUUAACAUGGCGGCUUUCACUACAACUGUACAGCACCAUAAAGAUGAAGUGGCCGGUGACAUUUUCGACGUGCUGCUCAUGUUUACAGAUUUUCUGGCUUUCAAAGAAAUGUUUCUGGACUGUCGAGCAGAAAAAGAAGGCUGGGGACUGGACUUAAGCAGCGGUUUAGUGAUGACUUCAUUGUGCAAAUCAUCUUCUGUGACAGCUAGACUAUGACUAUGACUCCUACUAUCACAGCUAGUCUUGGCUGUUGGAAUCAAUUUAGAGAGUUGUCCUUUACCUAAAAGGUACUUGUGAAAAUCAAUUCCUAGUCUUACAUGUACAGUCCUUGUAUCACUUCACUGUCUUCUACUGGUCCCGAUGUAGUCCCAUUGUUUCUAUAACUCUCAUUUACGUGUGUUUGAAAACAUAUUUUUAUAGAUGAAUACUCAGGCUAACCUAGUGGACAUAAUCUUGGAACUUCCAUAAUUACUCACUUCAAGAUCAAAGUAUUGCUGUGUGCUUUUUAGCUGUUGAUGCUAUGAAAGCAAAAAUGCUUUCUGUGUUGGUGUUCCUAUUUUACUGGGCACCAAUGAAUGUGUGCUGGAAGUAGUCUAAAAGGUUUCCUUUUCUUAGAGCAUGUUAGUGUUUGUGCAGGUUUGCUUAAAACGCUUUCUGUGUAAAACAGCUCCUUAGGUUUUCUGUUGGGGUAGGGGCUCGGCACUUCCUUCUUGCUGUCAGAAUAAUCCUACCAAGAUAGUGUUCCACUGGUCUAGCUCAGUAGGAGAUAACAAACAGCUUUACUGGUCAUCUGUCUGCUUGGAUUUAGUACACUCGUUUA